Gadus morhua (Atlantic cod) is the source of this 2086-nucleotide messenger RNA. RefSeq names its product phospholipid phosphatase 1. The coding region runs from base 419 to 1276 and encodes 285 amino acids. Gene Ontology annotation, biological process: phospholipid dephosphorylation; signal transduction; phospholipid metabolic process. Gene Ontology annotation, molecular function: phosphatidate phosphatase activity. The record is from RefSeq and is a predicted model, not a curated record. The transcript is spliced from 6 exons. Gene Ontology annotation, cellular component: plasma membrane. Lineage: Eukaryota; Metazoa; Chordata; Actinopteri; Gadiformes; Gadidae.
CGAUCCUGUGGUCCCGCUCAGCGGUCGUCGAGUCAGUAAUCCCCCAGCCGUGAUUAUCUCUAGAUGUAGAUCGACGAUACGCGGAAGGCAGAGUAUAGUUAGUUUGAAGACAUUCGCUAUGGAGGCACGAUAGAGCAUACUUUUAUAGCUUGAUUUUAGACUAGACGUAGAACAGUAGUCUUUUCGUUCUUACUUUUACUCACAUAAAUGGGCUUUUCCAUUUUAGUUUUUUAACAUUCGUAAAGAGAAGUAAUUAAGUAUGAGGAAGUAUAUAAGCUGACCAUGACAACAUUUGUUCGAUACUUUUGCACGCAUAGCAAGACCGGUAGACUCUAGCCUCUUCUCUGGACGAACCAUCUGCAGUCGAUCACUCGGGACGAGGCUUUUAUUUUCCAGACAGUCUUUGAGAAGACUCAAUAUGUCGAAAGCUGGAAGGAUCCCACUAAUCUUGAUCGACAUUACCUGCCUCGCUCUGGUGGGGCUUCCCUUUUUCAUCCUUACUCCUCAACACAGCCCGUUCAAACGGGGCUUCUUCUGCAACGAUGAGAGCAUCAGGUACCCUCUCAAAGUGGAGACCAUCUCCUACCAGCUCCUGGGAGGAGUCAUGAUCCCAUUCACCUUGAUUGUGAUCGUCUGCGGCGAGUGCCUCACCGUCUACAUGUCUCGCAUCAAAUCCCAACGGGCCUGCGUCGACGGGAUGUCCUAUGUGGCGAGCAUUUACAGAGCCUUGGGGAGCUGUGUGUUUGGAGCGUUGGCCACCAUGUCGCUGACAGAUAUCGCCAAAGCCACCAUCGGUCGGCUACGCCCACACUACUUGGCUGCUUGUAAACCUGUUUGGGAAGCGAUCGACUGCAAGUCAGGACGAUAUAUAGAGGGCUUCACAUGUACAGGGGAUCCGGAACAGGAAGUCGAAGCCAGACUUUCCUUCUACUCUGGUCAUUCAUCCUUUUCGAUGUAUUGCAUGCUGUUUCUGGCACUGUACAUCCAGGCCAGACUCAAGUAUGAAUGGGCCAGGUUGCUGCGCCCCACCAUCCAGUUCUUCCUGCUGGCCACGGCCAUGUAUGUGGCCCUGUCCCGUGUGUCUGACUACAUGCACCACUGGAGUGACGUGCUCAUUGGCCUCUUGCAGGGAGCCGUGGUGGCCGUUCUCACUGUGGUCUUUGUGUCGAACUCUUUCAAACAACGCGUGUCCCCAGAGGUGCCAGAGGAGGAUAUCUCCGAAACCAGUUUACAGGAGAGCCCUUCCAAUGGGCACCACUAUGGAAGCACUGAUUGAAGCAAUGGCCUUACAGACGCAGAGGCUAGCUAGCUUAGCCGCAACUCGAUGUAAGGGUUAUUAUGGAUGUACUAAGGAACUCAAGUGGACUGUUCAUAUCUGUAAACUUAACUGCUGGCAGUUUUAUGCACAAUUUUACUAUUGAUCCCCCCUGGGACUAUUCCAAAGCAAGCAGGCUGUUUAUAGGGUCUUGAAUGUGUUAAGCAAUAAGCAUAGAUAUAAGAUCAAGGAUAGUGGACGUUGGAAAUUUCCUCAUUUAAUUCGAACAUGGUGAAAUGUAUUAUGCAGAACCCUGAUUACAAUACAGUUCACAUUAAAAGUGAACGAAAACAGAACUGUACCAGUAUUUUUGUAUAUCAGUCACUACUGGUUGGCAUUGUGUUCUCUAGCUUAGUGCCCUUGCCAUGGUGGAAAUAACUUUUCCACACAAUAAAACGAGACACUCGGUGUAGAUCUACUCUUGAACAGGCCUGUAGAAGGCCUGGCACCUGUGACGAUGGAUAAAAUAAAAUACCCAUUAGCCAAAAAGAAUAUGGAAUAAUAUAUUUAAUAUUGUUUUAAUUACUAAAUCGUUUUUCUGCUGCUACUCGCAAUGUAUCUCUCACAAUCCCCCAAACCCCUCAAUCUUGUAUAUAGUAUCCCUAUGGUGGGAGAGCAAUGUUGUUUUUGUAUGUUUUUAAUGAAGCUCAAUUUUUUUCAGCUCAAAAUAAAACAGGAUUCAAGUAAAUAUAAAAAUGUUUCAGUUUACUUUGCCAGAUCCUGCUGCCUUGACAAGCCAUAUUAAAAUAUAGACCAACCUCUAAACAUAAA